Messenger RNA from Vitis riparia (riverbank grape), 2507 nucleotides. Its product is annotated as membralin-like protein At1g60995. Gene Ontology annotation, biological process: positive regulation of ERAD pathway; response to endoplasmic reticulum stress. NCBI's taxonomy places the organism in Eukaryota, Viridiplantae, Streptophyta, Magnoliopsida, Vitales, Vitaceae. Gene Ontology annotation, cellular component: endoplasmic reticulum. The transcript is spliced from 14 exons. The record is from RefSeq and is a predicted model, not a curated record. Bases 173 to 2194 code for a protein of 673 amino acids.
UCUUCUUCUUCUUCUUCAACGCCUUGCGACCUCUUCAACGCCCUAACCCUGCAUCCCAAAGCGCACAUACACACCUUCUUUUAUCACUCUCUUUUGCAAACCCGAGCCCUAAACAACUAGGGCACAUGCCCAAGAGGAAAAGCCCUACAGUUUGACAGAGAGAGAGGCAGAGAUGGAUCCAGAACAGACCUUCAUUAGGGUUCAGGAGCGCUUCUCCCAGAUGCUGACUCCCAGAGUCAGAGCUUCUCUCGAAUACAUUUACCUCUUUGUGGCCAUCACUCUCUUUUGUAUUCUCGUUGUUAUGCACGCCAAUUACGUCCAACAGCCUGGUUGUUCCAGUGAGUUCUCUGGAGUUGAAACAACAGAAGCCCAGCUCAUUCAAAUUAAGAUAACUAGUGCUGGCCUGUGGUCACGAAAUGAGUCAGAAUAUAAAGCAAUCAAUGUUCCUGACAAGGAAACUGUUACUGACAAUUUGAACGUUAAUGUGGAUGGAGAUGGAUUGACGUUUUUGGCUGCGAAGGUUUGGUUAAAUUGGAUUGGUUCAGGUGCUAGGAGGGGCAAAUUGGCAUUGAAAUUUUGGAGAAGCGAUACAGAACACCUUGAACCUCAAGCAGAAAGCUCUACCAACAGUAAAAGCUCUAAGCCAGCAGUUGAUGAUGCAGUCAUUAAAAUUGAUAAAGAGGAGCCACGGGCUAGUUUUCCAGUAUCAGCCAAGGAAUCAUUUAAAGCAGCUCUGGUUCACUUCUGUAGGAAGUGGUACAGGCGUUUAUCAUUCUUUUGGAGGCAUGCAUUGCAAAUCCUAGGAAGUUUCCAAAAGUUAUGGAAUAUAGCAGGUAUACAUUUGAAUCUUGAUAUACCCAAGUGCUUGCGGAUACUUCAUUUGGACAAGCUUAACUUAAUGGCUGUGCAAUGGAUUGAGAAAAGAAGCAAAGCGUUUGAACCAACUUAUCUAUACACUAUGGAAAAAGGGUAUUUUUUGCUACCUGAAGAGGCCAAGUCUCGGCACAACAUACGCACUGUUAACAUUAGCAUCUCAGCUCAUCAUUCCUGCUUCGGAAACAGGUGGCAGCAGCUUCUCAUAAAUCGAUUUGUAGGAUAUGACACUAUUUUGAUUAAUAGUCUCUUGAAUACUCCUGGUCAAGGUUAUCUGUACAAUUAUCAAACAAAGGAGUUCUAUAAUCUUAGUUAUGCAAGUGAACUACCAGAAGGUUCUGCAAGAUUUGGAGACUAUCUGGUGACCAAGUGUGGUGUGCUUAUGAUGUCGCUAUUUGUUUUCUUCACAACCACAAUGUCGGUUUCAUUUACAUUAAGAGAGACACAAACCCGCAUGCUAAAGUUUACAGUGCAGCUUCAACACCAUGCUAGACAUCGGCUUCCAACAUUCCAGUUGAUCUUUGUACACGUGAUUGAAUCCCUUGUCUUUGUACCAAUAAUGAUUGGUAUCUUAUUUUUUCUCUUUGAAUUUUAUGAUGAUCAACUAUUGGCAUUCAUGGUCUUAAUUCUCGUCUGGUUGUGUGAGCUAUUUACACUGAUCAGUGUCCGCACUCCUAUAUCGAUGAAGUUCUUUCCUCGCUUCUUUUUGCUCUAUUUUCUGGUUUUCCACAUCUAUUUCUUUUCUUAUGCUUAUGGUUUUUCAUACUUGGCUCUCUCUGCAACAGCAGCAUUUAUGCAGCAUCUCAUCCUAUACUUCUGGAACAGAUUUGAGGUCCCUGCUCUACAACGGUUUAUGCAAAAUCGACGUUCGCAACUUCAGCCACACCCAGACUUCCACAUUACCUCCUCCACUAUCCUUGCCUCGACUUUACAUAUCACAAGAUUAAACACGAGGAACCCAGGUCCAGUUAACACAGAGGUUAUGCCAGGACCUGGUUUGAGACCUGGCCCUGAUCCAGCAAUGCCAGCAAAUGGUGCAGCAGGAGCUCCCGGAUUAUAUCAAGAAGGGUCAGAAAAUGACAACCUAAGUAGAGGAGGCAAUCUCCAGAUUCCAGGACAACCAGAGCUCCGACAGGCAGAAACUGGUGCCAACCCUGGGACCAUGAACUCUUUCAGCUCUCUAUUGCUAUGGAUCUUAGGGGGUGCUUCUUCUGAAGGCCUCAACUCAUUUCUUUCAAUAUUUAGAGAUGUGAGAGACCAGGGGCAAGUUUAUGCCGAAUCCCCACAACGCGAGAACCGUGCAACUCAGAAUCUUCGAUAGUGUGGGGGAAAACAUAAGAUAUGAAAACUGGUUAAUGCUUGUCCUCUUUAUGUAUGUAAAAAUCUUGGACAACAUUGCACAGGUGUACUAAACAUACUUGUUUACAUAGAAAACACUUUGUGAAAUAUUCAACAGGGGUCACCCCCUCUUCACUUACCCAUGAAAAUGAAGGUGGUGGUAGAAAAAGGAAAGGCACAGAAAAGGGAAAAAAGGGUCAAAAAUCGAGGGUUUGAUGUUGAGACCAGAUAUGUUUUAAGAAGAAUUCCAUUACUAAGGUAUGAUAUAUUGAAGAGGUGGUAUUUCAUUUUGUUUA